Molecule: messenger RNA, 2518 nt
Organism: Penicillium brasilianum
Lineage: Eukaryota; Fungi; Ascomycota; Eurotiomycetes; Eurotiales; Aspergillaceae
Source: the annotation of a GenBank genome assembly
CCGUUACCGGCCUGCUAUACUGGGUGUAAAGAGUCUAAUAUUCAUCCAAGUUACGCGGCCUGAAGAAUAGCGACUCCCAAACACACCAUACACCCAACUGCCGUAGAACCUCCAGUCGCGUGCCGGUCUUGGCUUGAUGGGGUCCUCUCCGCACGAACGUGCGGGCCAACCCCAACGAGAGGGAACGGACGUCAUUCAACUACCUUUGCAUGACCAUCAGGACUUUUCCCACAACGACUCGUCAUCUGAACCUGACGAUGACAGUGUAGAUACUGCCAUUUAUGACGGAGAUUAUACACGAAGAACACCUCGCCCGUCGCCACUACUCAUAAAUUAUCGCCGCUUCCCCUCAGCCGACGAAGAUGAUAGCGAUCUCGAUCAUGACAGCGUUCUGCCAUCGCACGAGGAAUCUCAAGAAGAGAAACCAGUGACUUGGAGUUCUUUACCGAAGAAAGGGCAGCUGGCUAUCCUGACCUUUGCCAGGUUAUCGGAGCCGCUCACCCAAACCUCAUUACAAGCCUACCUGUUCUAUCAACUCAAAUCAUUUGAUCCGUCAUUACCAGACUCAGCAAUCUCGGCGCAAGCCGGUGUUAUGCAGGGAAGCUUUACUGCUGCCCAGUUCCUGACUGCGGUCUGGUGGGGUCGACUGGCUGAUGCAGAAUGGAUGGGCCGUAAGAGAGUUCUCCUGAUCGGUCUUCUGGGGACAUGUAUCUCGUGUUUAGGCUUUGGAUUCUCCCGAUCCUUUACAUCGGCUAUCGUCUUCCGGACUCUGGGUGGAGUGUUGAAUAGUAAUGUCGGUGUGAUGAGAACUUUGAUUGCUGAGAUCAUUGUGGAAAAGAAGUACCAAUCAAGAGCUUUCUUGCUACUGCCCAUGUGCUUCAACAUUGGUGUGAUCAUCGGUCCAAUUUUGGGAGGUUCGCUGGCCGACCCUGUCAAUAGCUUCCCAUGGCUAUUCGGUCCCGGCUCUGCAUUUGGAGGUAAAGACGGGGUCUGGUGGAUGCAACGCUGGCCGUUUGCUCUACCGAAUGUGUUGAGUGCUAUUUUCAUCUUCAUGUCAUUACUGGCUGUCUUCCUUGGCCUUGAAGAAACACAUGAAAUUGCCCGUUACCGCAGUGACUGGGGCCGUAAAAUAGGGAAAAGAAUCGUGCGAUUCUUUACUAGGCGGCCUCGACACUAUCGCCCUCUUCAAACUGAUGAUUCCGACUCCGUGUACCUCGAGGGCAGUGUGGGCACAUGGUCCGCUCCAUCGAGUCCGGCUCGCUCACGCACGUAUCCUCGACCUCGACCUCAUAAACGACCCGGCUUCCGACAAAUUUGGACCAAAAAUGUGAUGCUCACAUUGUUCGCCCAUUUCCUCUUGGCUUUCCACACGAGUGCCUUCAACGCAAUGACCUUUGUAUUUCUUCCAACCCCGCGCGCACCUGAAGGUUCUCGCGACGGGUUCUUCCACUUUGGUGGCGGACUCGGUCUACCUUCAGCGCGUGUCGGUCUAGCCACAGCUAUCAUCGGAUUCAUCGGUCUCCCUCUACAAAUCUUCCUCUAUCCUCGCAUCCAGUCCAAACUCGGAACCCUCACCUCCUUCCGCAUUUUCCUCCCCUUCUCGCCGAUCUCGUACAUCCUUAUGCCAUUCCUUGUCGUCCUACCCCGUCUAGUGUGGGUUGUUUGGCCGGCGUUCACCAUCGUGGUAUCUCUGCAAGUUAUUUCACGCACCUUCGCACUGCCUGCAGCCAUUAUUCUUGUGAAUAAUUGCGUGACUGACGCUUCUGUUUUGGGUACGGUUCACGGCGUUGCGCAGAGUAUUGCGAGUGCUGCUCGCACAUUGGGGCCUUUCCUUGGAGGGUGGGGUCUUGGUCUUGGCCUUGCUAAUAAUAUGGUCGGGGCUGUGUGGUGGGUGUUGGCUAUCGAAGCUUUCCUUGGCUGGUUUGUACUGUGGACCAUCCAGGAGGGCAAGGGUAUAGAGAAGCCAAAAGAAGGAAAUGAGGAUGAGGACGAUUGAUGCAUAGAGCUGGACUUACCGAUAAAAUUGUAUACGCAACCUUUGGGAUUAUGAAGAGAAACACCUCUCCUAUCUUAUAUAUUAGUUGAUGGAUGAGAACACCUCAUUCCCUAGCAAGUGACUUGGGUGGCAGACCCCAUGUUUCGUGCUGGUGGCUGAAUGGCUGGCAAAUACAGCCGAGCGGGUGCGCCUAGCUCCCGGGCGUAGCCAUGGGCCCAACUACUCGGCGAGCAUUUUCUAAAUUCAAGAAUGCUUAUCUUUAUCAGUUUCUUACUCUCGUUCUAAGCUGAUUGUUCUAAGUCUGGCCUGAACUUUGUCACCCACUGGCUGGAAUUGUCGGUGACUCGAUGUGGGUGAGCUAGUGACCUAAGAAAGGCAUUGACUGGCGGCCCUACCUAAUCUACACGAUCAGAUCCUCUGUCGCUGCUCUUCAACUUGGGGCUUUGCAACUAAAAGCACAAACCACCACAGAGGCCGGAACUGACGUCGUGUCCUCGUCAAGACGAAAAAGGUAGCUCCCCC